Messenger RNA from Dictyostelium purpureum, 351 nucleotides. RefSeq lists its product as uncharacterized. The record is from RefSeq and is a predicted model, not a curated record. Bases 1 to 351 code for a protein of 116 amino acids. The transcript has 2 exons. NCBI's taxonomy places the organism in Eukaryota, Evosea, Eumycetozoa, Dictyosteliales, Dictyosteliaceae.
AUGGAUCAACCAAACAGAUUAGUCGAUCAAUCACUUAUCACCAAACCAUCAUUACCAAGAUAUCCAAUUAUUUUUAGAGAACCAACUUUUAAACAAACUAGAGAUAAUUUUAGAGCAUCAGAUUAUGCAUUAGCAAUUUUUGGACCAAUGGCACUUUCAUCAUAUGUCUAUUACCAAACUUAUUUAGAUAAAAGAGCAGUUGCUAGAUGGUCUAUUGUUAUUGUUCCAACAUGUUAUUUUGUUGCAGCUAAACUUUCUUAUCGUAGAUUAACUGGUGAUAAAGAAAACGAAAAAGAAUGUAAAAAAUAUGGUGUUGAAUUUGUUAAAAACACAACUCCAUUCAAUAUAUAG